AUGAAACUCCUCGCCCUAAUCCUCGUCUUCCUGCUUUCCGUCCUCACCACCGCGACCCCCCUCGCGACCCCCCUCCCCGACGACACCCCCGCCUCCACCCAAGGCAGCAAGCCCAAACACGACCCCCUGACCCAAACCCCCGCCCACGAACGCCGCGGCGUAGCCUACAACGAUGUCGCCUACAACAAGCUCUUCCAAGGCGAUGGAACCCACGUCACCUGGCGCUUCAACUGGGACUCCUCAUCCGCCCUCUCACCUGCCUGGUUCCGCUUCAUCCCCAUGCUGCAUUCACUGCGCGACGAUCAUACGGGAAGGUGGAAAGACAAUGCGGAGGCGAUGGCGAGGAAGAAUUUCGAGGAUAACGGGUUUGCGACGUGGUUGAUGGGGUUUAAUGAGCCGGAUAACUGCAUUCCUGACGCAGGCGGCUCUUGCAUCGACGUCCCCACCGCUGUCGCUGGUUGGAAGAAACACAUGGAACCGCUCUCCAACUUCAACAGCGCGAUGUAUCUCGGUUCGCCCGCUGUCACUAAUGCCGCAGCCUCUGAUACCACGGGUCUGGGCUGGCUGGCCAAGUUUCUGGAAGCGUGCGAUGGAUGCACCAUUGACUUUAUCAACAUCCACUGGUACAACACCCUCCCCAACUCCGCCCAAAACUUCAAAGACCACAUCGCCAACGCGCGCAAAGUCGCCAAGGGCCUCCCCAUCUGGGUCACCGAAUUCCGCGCCGAAGGCACCGACGACGAGAUCAGGAACUUUCUGGACGACGUCAUGCCGUGGAUGGAUAAUUCGCAGGAUAUCCAUCGUUAUGCGUACUUCAUGGCGAGACCGGGCAAGGGCAUGCUGGUGAACGAUGCGGGCGGUAACAGCAGCCUCCCCAAAGUCCUCGUCCUCUUCACCGGCGGCACCAUAGCCGGCGGCUCCAUCUACGGCGCGCUUGACGACACGCAAUACGGGCAGCUCAGCCAAACCGGCGAAGACAUCAUAGCACGCAACCCGUACCUGCUCAACAACACGCAACUCGCCGUGUCCAACUGGACCACCGAAGACGAUGGCUCCACCGGCACAAACGACGCUCUAGUCAUGAACAUGACGCGCUUCGCACACGACGCGCUCUGUUCACCCGACAGCGACAUCGUAGGCGCAGUAUACACGCACGGCACGAAUUCGCUCGAAGAAACCGCAUUCCUCAUGGACUCACUGAUCAACUGCGGGAAACCCAUCGUCGGGACAGGCAGUAUGCGACCCUUCACCCACCUCUCCUGGGACGGAGAAGCGAAUUUCUUCGACGCAGUCAUGCUAGCUGCGAGUCCCGAGUCGCGGAAUAGAGGACUCAUGGUAGCGUUCAACGCACGCAUCAUACCUGGGUAUUGGGUAACGAAAUUGCAUUCGACCAAUCCGGAUGCUUUUGGUCCUACGUCUGGUGGUGAUUUGGGCAUCUUCAUUAACAGUUUACCGGUUUUCUUCAAUACACCGAGUCAGCCGCUGUGGAAGUACUAUUUCGAUGUGGGGACUGUGAGUGCGUAUCCGACGUAUCCGACGUUGCCGAAGGUGGAUAUACUGUACGCGGCCCGCGAGUUUGAUGGAAAGUUGGUACUGGAUGCGCACGCUAACGGCGCGGACGGUGUUGUUAUUGCCGGGACUGGAAAUGGUGGUGUGCCGAAUGGCGGAGACGAGAUUGCUGAGGCGAUGGAGAAAGGGCUUCAAGUCGUUGUUGGGACCCGCAGUCCGCAUGGGCCGUCGAGUCCAGCGCGGACACCUUCGUUUGCGAAGUCAGGCUUUGUGCAUCCUAUUCAAGCGCGGAUAAUGUUGCAGCUGGCGAUUGCGAGUGGGAUGAAUAUGAAUCAGACGAUUGAUGUGUUUGAAGGGGGAUUCAGGAAGGCCAUUGGACAGCCUUGGAGCCCGGGGAGUUGA
Molecule: messenger RNA, 1911 nt
Organism: Alternaria hordeiaustralica
Lineage: Eukaryota; Fungi; Ascomycota; Dothideomycetes; Pleosporales; Pleosporaceae
Exons: 5
Coding region: 1-1911 (636 amino acids)
Biological process (GO): fungal-type cell wall polysaccharide metabolic process
Cellular component (GO): fungal-type cell wall
Molecular function (GO): asparaginase activity
Source: RefSeq, a predicted model, not a curated record